AUGAGCCAUCGAUCUGCCACAGCUAUCAGCCACAGCGAUCAGCCACAGCGUUCAGCCACAGCCAUCAGCCAGCGAUCAGCCAAAGCGAUUAGCCAGCGAUCAUCGACUGCAAUCAGCCACGGCAAUCAGCCACAGCGAUCAGCCACAGCGAUCAGCCACAACGAUCAGCCACAGCGAUCAGCCAGCAAUGAGCCACAGCGAUCAGACGGUGAUCAGCCAGCGAUCAACCACAGUGAUCAGCCAGUGAUGAGCCACAGUGAUUGGCCAGCGACCAGCCACAGCGAUCAGCCACGGCGAUCAGCCACAGCGAUCAGCCACAGCGAUCAGCCACAGCGAUCAGCCACAGCGAUCAGCAACAGCAAUCAGCCACAGCGAUCAGCCAGCAAUCAGCCACAUCGAACAGCCAGCAAUAAGCCACAGUGA
Messenger RNA from Sycon ciliatum, 423 nucleotides. Its product is annotated as serine-rich 25 kDa antigen protein-like. The coding region runs from base 1 to 423 and encodes 140 amino acids. The transcript has a single exon. Lineage: Eukaryota; Metazoa; Porifera; Calcarea; Leucosolenida; Sycettidae. The record is from RefSeq and is a predicted model, not a curated record.